This is a messenger RNA of Vitrella brassicaformis, 2348 nucleotides long. NCBI's taxonomy places the organism in Eukaryota, Vitrellaceae. The record is from the annotation of a GenBank genome assembly.
AUGCUUUGUAUGUUCAGUUGAACACUCUGGUGAAGACGGCCGUCAGGGCGUCGCACACUAGCGUGUGGCUGAAGCCCGUCAGGAUGCGGCGCCUGGGGCGAGGAGGAGGACCGGCCGGCUGAGCUGCAGGGGCACCAGCACCCGCAGCAGCGGCAGCAGCGCUGGGGACAGCUGCAUCGAUGGCCAUCUCGUCCUCAUCCACAUGCACGUAGCAGCGAAUCUGACGGCCGGUGGCACAACAAUGCAAUCAACGGUUCACAUGGCGGCAGAGGGAAGCAUUUCUGUGUCCAGCUUACGCCGUCGAGUAUCUUCUUGUGGCGGCUGGCGUGUGUCUGCAUACUCUGGGCGAGCGACCGGAUGUGGGGCUGCGGGAGGGCCUCCAGAGCGGGCUUCACGAGCGACAGAGUGCGUGCCUCACCCACCAGGGCCGACACGGAUGCGAUGACCUCGACGGCACGCGCCACGUCAAACGGCACCAGAGCACUCUUCAACGACUGAAACCGACAGAGGCGGGCAACCCACACACCCACAUGUCGCAUCACACGCACACGGGAUCGCAUACCUCUUUGAUGAUUGACGUGACGUCUUUGGUCUGCAGUUUAGCUGCCCGCACCCAGCCGUUGACUACACGAGCGAAGGCCAGAUGCACCACGUACUUGGGUGCGUUGGCCUCCGACAGACGGUGUGCGAACCGCCGGAAAGACAGGUCGGACUCGAAGCUCAUGAGCGCCCACCAGCUCUCCACGUAGGCCUGGAUGGAGCGGGGCAGCUGGAAGUUGUGGGCGUCGAGCAGACGAGGAGGGUGAGGUGACGGGCCAGGGGCAGGGGGGGCUGGAUGGUGUGGAGGAGGGGGGACAGCGGGGGGCUGUCGGCUGUUGUGUUUGUUGGCCUCGUACUCGUUGAGCCACUCCAGGAGCUCCCUGGCGAACGCACGCGACAACACCUUAUGCACCUUCUGGAACUGACAGAGGAGGUAAGGAAAAGAGGGACACAAGGGGCAUUGUCAUCUAAGGCUGCUCGGUGUGUGUCUUUGCUUACCCGUUGCUGUGUGUGGUUGGUCAGCUCUGAGUGGUGCCAUUCCAGCACUUGAAACGCAUCCAUCUGGGGGUCGCGGAGAAACUGACACACACAACAAGGGGAUGCAGCCGACAAUGCAUCAGUGCUCCUCCUCGCUGUCCUUGCGUAUCGCCUGGCUUACUGCGUCGACGAUUUUGCGCUUCGGCUCGAGGUCUGUGUGUGCGAUCUGGAUGGUGUCUUUGUAGGCUUCCCACAUCUCCCUUGGGUAAUCCCUGCCCCGGUUACCGCCACCGUCCACAACUGAAAGGGAAAAUACAGCACCGACAUUUGCGCCAUGCGUGACUCUUCUGUGUGUGCUGUUUCUGCGGUAUUGCCUUUUCGCACCUUCCUCAAUGAUGAGCUCGUCGAGAUCGUCGCGUGCACCGGCGGACGCCCCUCCAGCCGCUGCGGAAGCAGCCACCGCUGCCCCGACACGCUUAUUCGCCUUGUUCGCCUUGUUGACGGCCGCCGCCUGCUCCUCCAGCACCUAUAACACACCAGCUGGCACUACGUAUAGCCCUGCGCACCCCUGCACACCCACGUACCUUCUUGGCCCAUCUCUCGAUGCAGUUCAGGGCGAACCUGUUGGGGCGAAGAUCCUCCUCUCGCAGUGGCUGCUGUGUCAGUGGCGACUUGGCGUGUGGGGCGGCGGCGGCACGGAUGUGCUUGCGGAGGGGCGACAGGUCAUAGCAGUUGCCUGCACGAACAGACGGACCACAGGAUGGGAUGGCUCCUUAGGUGAGAAUCCAUCCUCUUGUUAUGUGUUGGGUGUCACCUGAAGGCCUGAUGACUGGCGUUCUUGGGACUGUGAGUGCGAGAGGGCAACGCAGCAAAUCUAUCUCUGGGAAGGCAUCGUCAGGAACUGCACCACAACAUUCACCAAACGCACCACCCAUCGCCCCUUCCUUGAAUGUGUCCUGUGGUGAGUUGCAAACAUCCAUCAGCGCCCACCUUUGUCGAGGACCUCAGCGAUGAGUUUGGCGUCAACGGAGGGGAAGCCUUCCUUCUGUACGCGAGGGUUGCGGAUGGGAGCAGGUGUGGGGUUGUGAGCGGGACGGGGAGGAACAUGACGAGCGUUGGCAGCCUGCAGCGGGUGGCGGAUGUUGUCAAUCUGGCGAGGGGCGGGGUUGGCAGGCUGCAUCUGGCCAAAGAACGCGUUGAGCGACGGUUGGCGAGGGGAAUGGGGUGGAGGGCUCGGUCUGACGAUCCAAUGCUGCCGCUGCCGCUGCCGCUGCUGUGGCUGAGGACUGUUGACGUCGCCGUAAGCCUCCAUAAUAACUCGAGCAAAGGAG